ACAAAAAUGGCCACUUCAAUUGUGAAACUACUUUUCCUUUCUGUCACCAUUUUCAUCUCAUUUUCCCCUUCAACUUCUAGUUCUAUUGGCCAAGGUUUCCUUCAAUGUUUCCAGACAACAUUAGGAGAUAACAACUCAACUUCAGGAGUAGUAUACACCAGAAGCAGUUCUUCUUAUGAACCCGUCUUGGAGUCUUCUAUAAGAAACACCAGAUUCCUGAACAGUUCAGUCCCUAAACCAAACUUUAUUGUUACUCCACAUAACCUUUUUCACAUCCAAAUAGCACUUCUUUGCUCAAAGAAAAACAGCCUUCAAGUUAGAGUUAGAAGUGGGGGGCAUGACUAUGAGGGCCUUUCUUAUAUCUCGUAUGUUCCAUUCCUUAUCAUUGACCUUACCAACCUUAGGUCCAUAAGCAUUAACAUGGAAGAAGAAAGUGCGUGGGUUGAAUCAGGUGCUACCCUUGGAGAACUCUAUUAUGCAAUUGCAAAUAGAAGUAAGGUGCAUGGGUUCCCAGCUGGGAGUUGUGCUACUAUUGGUGUUGGAGGACACUUAAGUGGAGGUGGCUUUGGUACCAUUUUCAGAAAGUAUGGCCUAGCUGCUGAUAAUGUUAUUGAUGCUCAAAUGAUUGAUGUUAGUGGGAAAAUAUUGAAUAGAACACUGAUGGGGGAAGAUCUCUUUUGGGCCAUAAGAGGAGGGGGAGGGUCAAGCUUUGGAGUCAUUACUGCAUGGAAAAUAAAGAUUGUACCUGUUCCUUCAAUUGUGACAAUUUUUGAUGUCUCAAGGACCCUUGAUCAAGGUGCCACUAACCUUUUCUACAAGUGGCAAACUAUUGGUCCCAAGCUCCCUUCAGAGCUUUUUUUGCACUCAGUUUUGCAAGUUGUUAAUUCAGCUUCUGAUGGUGGAAAAACUGUGGUGGUCUCCUUCACAGGAUUGUAUCUUGGGACUGCUCAAAAUCUCCUUCCUUUGAUGCAAAACAGUUUUCCUGAACUGGGUUUGCAAAGCAAUAACUUCACCCAAAUGACAUGGAUCCAAUCUGUCCUUUACUUCGCAGGUUAUUCAAAAGAUGAACCCAUGGAGGUCUUGCUCAAGAGAAACAUAACAUCACCAAGUUUCAAAGCAAAAUCUGAUUAUGUGAAGGAACCUAUUCCAUUACAUGGAUUAGAAGGGUUGUGGAAGAUGCUUCUCUUGGAUAACUCAGCCCAGUUGAUCCUCUCACCAUAUGGUGGAAUAAUGAGUAAGAUUUCUGAAUCAGAAACUCCAUUUCCACACAGAGAGGGGAACUUAUAUGGAAUCCAAUAUAUUGUGAAUUUGGUUUCAAAUGAAGAGGCUCCAAAGCAUGAAGAUUGGAUAAGGGAACUAUAUGCAUAUAUGGAACCAUAUGUAUCAAAGUGGCCUAGACAAGCAUAUUUGAAUUAUAGAGACCUUGAUUUGGGUGUGAACAGAGGAAACUCAAACUAUGAAGAAGCAAAAUCUUGGGGUUUGAAAUAUUUCAAUAACAAUUUUGAAAGGUUGGCACUAGUGAAAGCCAAAGUUGAUCCUGGAAACUUUUUUAGGGAUGAGCAGAGCAUUCCCCCACUAUAAAAGCUUGGUGUCAAUUGCCAAAUAGUAGAAUAAAUUACUGAAAUUUGCAAACAUGUGCAUCGGCAUAGUUACU
Messenger RNA from Abrus precatorius (Indian licorice), 1654 nucleotides. RefSeq names its product berberine bridge enzyme-like 13. The record is from RefSeq and is a predicted model, not a curated record. The transcript has a single exon. Bases 7 to 1581 code for a protein of 524 amino acids. NCBI's taxonomy places the organism in Eukaryota, Viridiplantae, Streptophyta, Magnoliopsida, Fabales, Fabaceae. Gene Ontology annotation, molecular function: FAD binding; oxidoreductase activity.